AUGAAAAAAAACUAGCCACACCUUUAGAGAAACUCAAAAAGUUUUAGCGACUCCAAGUAAAUUGAUCGAAGGAAAAAUUCCAAAGAAGCUAAAUAAAUUUUUUGUCAAAAAUGUAAUCUCUCAAAAUAUCUAUACUUAAAUGGCAGAUGCAGUGAAUUUAUUAAAAAAACCUGUCUAAGUUAAAAUACUAUCCAAUAAAUUCAAGAAUAAUUAGGAUUAAAUUAUAUUCAAAUUCCAGUGACUUUGCAAUUUAUUUUAAACGUUAGAUCUCAACUAAAUAAAUCUGAUAAAAGAAUUAAGUGA
Paramecium sonneborni is the source of this 303-nucleotide messenger RNA. Lineage: Eukaryota; Ciliophora; Oligohymenophorea; Peniculida; Parameciidae. The record is from the annotation of a GenBank genome assembly.